Sander lucioperca (pikeperch) is the source of this 1619-nucleotide messenger RNA. RefSeq names its product peptidase, mitochondrial processing subunit beta (gene pmpcb). Lineage: Eukaryota; Metazoa; Chordata; Actinopteri; Perciformes; Percidae. Gene Ontology annotation, cellular component: mitochondrion. Bases 59 to 1516 code for a protein of 485 amino acids. The record is from RefSeq and is a predicted model, not a curated record. Gene Ontology annotation, molecular function: metalloendopeptidase activity; metal ion binding. The transcript is spliced from 13 exons.
GGAUGUAGCGUGUAUACUUGAGUCUGUAACGUCACUUGCGCAACUGUGACAGAUAAACAUGGCAUCGUCCUUACAUCGCCUCGCGUCUGCUGGGAGAUCUCUUCUUCAAAGACGUUUACUGAAGACAAAUUCUUUAAGCAGGCCGCAGCUCACAGCGGGACCGCAAAGACCCUUGGCUACUCAGGCUGCUCACCAGGUGGUUCUAAAUGUUCCUGAAACCAAGGUGACCACUUUAGAAAACGGACUCCGGGUGGCUUCUGAGGACGCUGGGCUUACCACCUGCACGGUUGGCCUCUGGAUAGACGCAGGCAGUCGCUACGAGAAUGAGAGAAAUAAUGGCACAGCACAUUUCCUGGAACAUAUGGCAUUUAAGGGAACCAGGAAGCGCUCCCAGCUGGAUCUGGAGUUGGAGAUCGAGAACAUGGGGGCUCACCUGAACGCUUACACGUCCCGGGAGCAAACUGUGUAUUACGCCAAAGCUUUUUCUAAAGAUCUUCCACGAGCCGUGGAGAUCCUGGCUGAUAUCAUCCAGAACAGCACACUGGGUGAGGCAGAGAUCGAGAGGGAGCGAGGGGUGAUCCUCCGAGAGAUGCAGGAAGUAGAGACCAAUCUGCAGGAAGUGGUUUUUGAUUACCUGCAUGCUACUGCGUACCAGUCCACAGCUCUGGGCAGGACCAUCUUGGGCCCCACAGAGAACAUCAAGACCAUCAACAGAGGAGACCUGGUGGAGUACAUCACCACUCACUACAAAGGCCCCAGAAUAGUGCUGGCCGCUGCCGGAGGGGUUUCGCACAACCAGCUCGUCGAUUUGGCCCAGCAUCAUUUUGGAAAACUCCCCGCCGCGUGUCGCAGGGAAGCCCCGGCGCUUCCUCCGUGCCGCUUCACGGGAAGCGAGAUCCGCGUGCGCGACGACAAGAUGCCUCUGGCUCACAUCGCCGUGGCCGUGGAGGCGGUCGGAUGGCCUCACCCUGACACCGUCCCGCUCAUGGUGGCCAACACGCUCAUCGGGAACUGGGACCGCUCCUUCGGCGGAGGAGUGAAUCUGUCCAGCAAACUGGCUCAGGUGGCCUGUCGGGGAAACCUGUGUCACAGCUUCCAGUCCUUCAACACCUGCUACACGGACACGGGCCUGUGGGGACUCUACGUGGUGUGCGAGCCCGGCACCGUCGAUGAAAUGAUGCGCUUCGCUCAGAUGGAAUGGAUGGCUCUUUGCACCAGCGUGACGGAAAGCGAGGUGGCGCGAGCCAAAAAUCUGCUCAGAACCAACAUGCUCCUGCACCUCGACGGAUCCACCCCCGUCUGCGAGGACAUCGGCAGACAGAUGCUGUGCUACGGUCGCAGGAUCCCUCUGCACGAGCUGGAGGCCAGAAUCGAUGCCGUCGACGCCGCGACCGUCAAAGACGCGUGCACCCGAUACAUCUAUGACAAGGCUCCCGCCGUCGCGGCGGUCGGUCCCAUCGAACGGCUGCCCGACUACGACCGCAUCCGCGGCGGAAUGUUCUGGAUGAGGACCUGAACGACGGACGGAGGACUCCGAGGACAGACUGCACAUGGACACGCCUGCUGUAUUUAUGUAGCUUCUUUAAUACAAAAUAAAGACCGACACGACAAUGUUAAAA